AUGACAAAUGAACAAUACAUUGUUAAUAUUAAUGAUAUUAUUAAUGGUGUUGAUAAUAAACAUGAAGAUGAAAUUACUCUCGGAAUUAGCUAUUUUAAUUUAGGUCUCUAUGAUGAUUCUUUUGCGCAAUUUGACUGUAUUUUGGAAAAUACUCCAAAGCAAUACGAUAAGUCUCUAUCAAAUUUUUGUAGAGUGCUAGAAAUUGAUCCAUAUAAUUCUGUCGCAUUAUCUAUUUGCGGCAUGUUUUAUUACCUGUUAAAUCAAUAUUAUAAAGCGUUUUUAAAUUUUAAUAAAGCAUUAUGCGUCAAUUCAUUUGAUAUUACUGCAUUAUUUUAUCGGGGCAAAGCUUAUUUUGAGCUUGGCCAUUAUAAUAAAGCUUUUAUGGAUAUUAAAAAAGUAUUAGAACAGUAUAAUAGAUCUGAAAACUUAUUAGAAAUUCAAUCGAAUCACGUUGAUGCACUGAUCCUUCAUGCAAAAAUAUGUUUUAAUUUAGAAGAAUACGAAAACGCAAUAAUCUAUUUGAGCGAGGCUUUAAAACUUCAACCAAAAAACUCAACUAUAUUAACUCUUCGUGGAGGUUAUCUUAUAAGUGCUUAUAAUGAACUUGACUUUGAAGCAAUGAAAUAUGCCGUAAUUGAUAACUCGGAAAUAAUUAAACUUAAUGAUGUAAUUGCAUACAUGCUUUGUGGAGAAGCCAAAUAA
Molecule: messenger RNA, 702 nt
Organism: Dentiscutata erythropus
Lineage: Eukaryota; Fungi; Glomeromycota; Glomeromycetes; Diversisporales; Gigasporaceae
Source: the annotation of a GenBank genome assembly